This is a messenger RNA of Saprolegnia diclina VS20, 1015 nucleotides long. RefSeq lists its product as hypothetical. The record is from RefSeq and is a predicted model, not a curated record. The transcript has a single exon. NCBI's taxonomy places the organism in Eukaryota, Oomycota, Saprolegniomycetes, Saprolegniales, Saprolegniaceae. The coding region runs from base 151 to 897 and encodes 248 amino acids.
GGAAGCCAUCCGCGCUUGCCAUAGCCGGAGACGACUCUGGGACGGGUCACAGUCGCGCCAUCGUCGCUGGGACGGGUCGCCGUCAUACCUUGGUUGCCCACCACCUUGGUCAUUCUUCAUCUUACUUUGCAGCAGCCCAGUCGAUUGACCAUGUCGUUCGCCAACGAUGACCUCGGCACAACGCUGGACCUCGCACCAAUUUGCCUCUCGGACGUGGAGUUUAGCGCGACUUUGGGCUAUGAAAUGGACGAAAUCAAGUUCAUAUUUGAGGCGACGCAGACGCCGUCGCCCCGGUUUGAGUUGCACGACCACGCCAUGUCGAUCGAAACCGACCUGACGCCGAUGACCAGCUACCACGACUUCCUCAUCUCGACGAUCAACAUGCGGACGGCUGGUGGCUAUUCGCACAACCAUCAACCGACCGCGCAACUCUACGCGCAGCUGCAGUCGACGAGCGCCGCCGACAAGUGGGCGCAGCCGCGCCUCGUCGGGAUCGAGUACCUCGUGCGCUGCUUGGGCGGACGGGCGACCUGGCACGCCGGCGUCUUUUCGGCCAAGCACGCGCUGAAGCACAACUGCCUGCACCGCAGCUUGUUGCGUGCGACCCAAGCCCUCGAUCUGCUCUGCGCCGCAUUCAGUGUCAAGAACCACGUCAUUGCCCUUACGGAGACGGUUCUUGCGGAGCACAAGAUCGUCCUCGCGUACCGAGCGACCAUCCGCGUUGACGAUCUGCCAGCGGCCAAGACUGUGCUCUCCAUCAACUUCUUCAAGCGCCUCAAGGAGCUCAAGGUCGCCCGCGGCACGUCGUUUGCGCUGACCGCCACCAUCACGUGCUGGUACCUCAACGGCUGUGAGAUCCACGCCGUCGACCUCGACGCUGAUGUGGCCGCGCUCUAAGUUCUAGCAUCGUGUCUGUGUGUGCGUAAUUUUGUCAACAUAAUGCGUUUGCAUAUCAUAACGUUAAGUCGGAUUAUGUGAGUGGUAUAGGGUUCUUCUGCUCGCGCCACUCACCAAC